AUGUCUUCGUGCCGUGUAGCGGCGUGCGUGGCGGCGCUGGCAGCAGUCAGCUGCGCGCUGCCACAUACUGUCCUCGCCCUGGACCUCAACAGGCUCUACGGCCACCACACUAAGCGCUCCGAGUACUGUCACCCGUAUGAGCCGUUCAAGUGUCCUGUGGAUGGCAACUGCAUCUCCAUCCAGUACCUCUGCGACGGAGCUCCGGACUGCAUCGAUGGAUACGAUGAGGACUCCAAGCUUUGCACUGCUGCUAAAAGGCCACCUGUUGAAGAAACAGCAUCCUUUCUCCAAUCAUUACUGGCAUCCCACGGGCCCAACUACCUCGAGAAGUUGUUCGGCAGCAAGGCACGGGACGCCCUCGAACCACUAGGCGGCGUCGAAAAGGUCGCUAUUGCUCUCUCAGAAUCCCAGACCAUUGAAGACUUCGGUGCCGCAUUACAUCUAAUGAGGUCCGACCUGGAACACCUACGCUCGGUAUUCAUGGCAGUGGAGAAUGGUGACCUUGGCAUGCUUAAAUCUCUUGGCAUCAAGGACUCGGAACUUGGCGACGUAAAAUUCUUCCUGGAGAAGCUGGUGAACACAGGAUUCUUGGACUGA
Spodoptera littoralis (African cotton leafworm) is the source of this 597-nucleotide messenger RNA. NCBI's taxonomy places the organism in Eukaryota, Metazoa, Arthropoda, Insecta, Lepidoptera, Noctuidae. The record is from the annotation of a GenBank genome assembly.